AUGUGACCAAAUUUCGCGGGAAACAGGCUUUGUGUACACCUCGCCUGAGAGAAGUUGUGAUCUAUCGCCAUGGAUGUCGCUGAUCAGGCUGUUAGGACGAACCAAGUCAAAGAUCAAGUUGGAGAGAGAUGUCAAAAGUUAUUUCAGGACUUUCUAGAAGAGUUUGCGGUUGAUGGGGAGGCCAAGUAUCUGCCUGAAGUGCAAGAGCUCAUCCGCCCUGAGCGCAACACUCUCACUGUCAACUUUGAGGAUGUGGAGCGCUACAACCAACAGCUGGCGACAACCGUCCUGGAGGAAUACUACAGGGUGUACCCGUACUUGUGCCGGGCACUCAAGAACUACGCCAAGGACUGGGGCCAGAUCCCCCCAGCCAAGGAGUUCUAUGUCAGCUUCACCGAUGUCCCCACACGACUCAAAGUACGGGAGAUGACUACAGCCAAGAUCGGGACUAUGCUGCGGAUCACAGGUCAAGUCGUUAGAACCCACCCAGUCCAUCCAGAACUUGUGUCCGGAACAUUCAUGUGUCUGGACUGUAGAACUGUCAUGAAGGAUGUAGAGCAGCAGUUUAAAUACACACAGCCAACCAUUUGCCGGAAUCCAGUUUGCAACAACCGGACACGUUUCAUGCUGGAUGUGAACAAAUCUCGCUUCGUAGACUUCCAGAAAGUCCGGAUUCAGGAGACACAGGCGGAACUUCCCCGCGGAAGCAUCCCCAGAAGCGUGGAGGUGGUGUUACGAGCUGAAUCUGUGGAGUCGGCACAGGCCGGCGACCGCUGUGACUUCACCGGCACAUUGAUCGUGAUCCCAGACGUUGGCAGCAUGUCCGUCCCAGGUGCUCAAUCGGAGACGUCGUCACGGGUACGGGGUAAUGAUGGCUACGAGACCGAGGGUGUGCGUGGUCUGAAGGCACUCGGGGUGCGGGACCUCACGUACAGACUCUCCUUCCUGGCCUGCACUGUCACACAAAGCAACCCUAGGUUUGGUGGAAGAAACAUGGGAGAUGAGGAAAUGACGGCCGAGACCAUCAAGAAGCAGAUGACAGAUGAGGAAUGGCAGAAAGUCUACGAGAUGAGUCAAGAUAAAGCUCUGUACCAGAACCUCUGCUCUAGUCUCUUCCCAACAAUACACGGAAGUGACGAGAUAAAGCGAGGCAUUCUACUCAUGUUGUUUGGUGGGGUGCCAAAAGUGACAACUGAAGGCACAAACCUCCGUGGGGACAUCAAUAUCUGUGUUGUGGGUGACCCAAGUACCGCCAAGAGUCAGUUCCUGAAGCAAGUGGAAGACUUCAGCCCCCGCGCAGUGUACACCAGCGGGAAAGCCAGUAGUGCCGCCGGUCUCACAGCUGCAGUCGUCAAGGAUGAGGAGUCACAUGAGUUUGUGAUCGAGGCUGGCGCCCUGAUGCUGGCAGAUAAUGGCGUGUGUUGUAUUGACGAGUUUGACAAGAUGGACCCCAAGGAUCAGGUGGCCAUUCACGAGGCGAUGGAACAACAGACCAUCUCCAUCACCAAGGCUGGAGUCAGGGCGACACUCAAUGCAAGGACAUCAAUCUUAGCAGCAGCUAAUCCCAUUGGCGGCCGGUACGACCGGACUAAAUCCCUGAAGCAGAACAUCACCUUGACAGCCCCCAUCAUGUCAAGAUUUGACCUUUUCUUCGUCCUCGUUGACGAGUGCAAUGAGGUUGUGGACUACGCCAUCGCACGUCGGAUCGUGGACCUGCACAGUCACCUGGAAGAGUCAGUGGAGAGGGUGUACAGCGUGGAGGAGAUCACACGCUACCUCAUGUUUGCCCGACAGUUCAAGCCCAAGAUCAACAAGGAGUCCCAGGAGUACAUGAUAGAGGAGUACAAGCGCUUGCGGCAGCGCGACGGCACGGGGGCGGCCAAGUCGGCGUGGAGGAUCACCGUGAGGCAGCUGGAGAGUAUGAUCCGACUGUCGGAGGGCAUGGCCAGGAUGCACUGCCAAGACGAGGUGCAGCCAAAGCAUGUGAAGGAAGCGUUCCGGCUGCUGAACAAGUCCAUCAUCCGUGUCGAGCAGCCCGACAUCCAUCUGGAGGAGGAGCAGGCAGAGCAGGACAUGGAGGUUGAAGAGGAGUCUCAGCCUGUAAGUGAGGAGUCCACAACGCCAACGCCGGUGGAGCCGGCAGCGGCCCAGAAGAAGGGCCUGAAGCUGACGUACGAGGAGUACAAGCAGAUGGCCAACCUCAUGGUGCUGCAGAUGAAACGCAAGGAGGAAGAAGAGGUUCCCACAGCAGGUGGCGAGAGUGUUGGUCUGAGGAAGAGCGAGUUAAUCAGCUGGUACCUGGCAGAGAUGGAGGAAGAGAUCGAUUCGGAGGCUGAACUAAUGGAGAAGAAAACUAUAGCUGAGAAAGUUGUGGAGAGACUUGUGCAUCAUGAUCACGUUCUGAUUGAGCUUACACAGACUGGGAUGAAGCCCAAAUCGAAGCACGACACACAGGCCCUGAUCAGGGAGGAGGAUCCCAUCCUUGUGGUGCAUCCCAACUAUGUGGCCGACGUGUAGACGACUCCAUGGAUGGGGCGUGGACAGUCAUUGAAAGUGCAACCAAUUCUGAACAUUGACUUGUGCAGGGAUUAAUUUGAGGCAGACGGUGCCGAUUUGUGAGACUUUCACCCUUGGAAUAGAGGGAUGGAACUUGACAGGAAGUUGUAGAUAUGUUCCAUAAUGUACAGGUGGGCUCGUGUGAGCUGUGCAUCUAGGAGUGCUCCCCGACAGCAAGGGUAGUGAGGGGAUGUGAAGAAGAUGGAUCCAGCGACAGUUGCUCUCGAUGUCUCAAGACAACAUGGAUUGUUCUUGAAGACUUUGUAUAUAUCUGGCUCAUGUUCAUACAGAUCAUUUGCAAUAAAAUGGUCAUUCAAUA
Messenger RNA from Haliotis rufescens (red abalone), 2875 nucleotides. Its product is annotated as zygotic DNA replication licensing factor mcm6-like. The coding region runs from base 70 to 2517 and encodes 815 amino acids. Gene Ontology annotation, cellular component: nucleus; MCM complex. NCBI's taxonomy places the organism in Eukaryota, Metazoa, Mollusca, Gastropoda, Lepetellida, Haliotidae. Gene Ontology annotation, biological process: double-strand break repair via break-induced replication; mitotic DNA replication; DNA replication initiation. The record is from RefSeq and is a predicted model, not a curated record. The transcript is spliced from 16 exons. Gene Ontology annotation, molecular function: single-stranded DNA binding; ATP binding; single-stranded 3'-5' DNA helicase activity.